This is a messenger RNA of Acomys russatus (golden spiny mouse), 767 nucleotides long. It is a transcript of the gene Nt5c, whose product is annotated as 5', 3'-nucleotidase, cytosolic. Gene Ontology annotation, biological process: pyrimidine deoxyribonucleotide catabolic process. Lineage: Eukaryota; Metazoa; Chordata; Mammalia; Rodentia; Muridae. The transcript has 5 exons. The coding region runs from base 60 to 662 and encodes 200 amino acids. Gene Ontology annotation, molecular function: 5'-nucleotidase activity. The record is from RefSeq and is a predicted model, not a curated record.
UACCCGCAGACAGGAAGCUGGCAAACCUCAGUAGUGUUUCUGUGCUCUCGGGAGUGGCUAUGGCGGUGCGGCGGCCAGUGCGGGUGCUGGUGGACAUGGAUGGCGUGCUGGCUGAUUUCGAGUCAGGCCUCCUGCAGGGUUUCCUCCGCCGCUUCCCCGGGGACCCGUACGUGCCGCUGGAACAGCGCCGGGGCUUCCUAGCCAACGAGCAGUACGGAGCCCUGCGGCCGGACCUGGCGGAGAAAGCGGCCAGCGUGUAUGAAGCGCCAGGCUUUUUCCUAAACUUGGAGCCCAUUCCUGGGGCCUUGGAUGCUUUGCGAGAGAUGAACGACAUGCAGGACACCGAGGUCUUCAUCUGCACCACCCCACUGCUGAAGUACGACCACUGCGUGGAAGAGAAGUACCGCUGGGUGGAACAGAACCUGGGACCUCAGUUUGUGGAGCGGAUUAUCCUGACUAGGGACAAGACAUUGGUCAUGGGGGACCUGCUCAUUGAUGACAAAGACACCAUUCAAGGCCUGGAGAAGACCCCAAGCUGGGAGCACAUCUUGUUCACCUGCUGCCACAAUCAGCACCUGGCCCUGCCCCCCACCCGGAGGCGGCUACUUUCCUGGAGUGACGACUGGAGGGGGAUCAUAGAGAGCAAGCGAGCCAGCCUGUGAGGGGCCCUGAGGUGGGCCAACAGGAAUCUGCAGGGACAGGACUUUCUCCAAGCAGGGAGCCACUGUAACCUCCACUUGGACAAACUCUGCCUUCUGCCCCUCUCA